ACUAGCUCUCACUCUCUCCUCCUAAAUACACUGUCUGUGGAUCAGUUCUUCUGGAAUAGCAUUUGCAGCUUUGAAAAAGGCAGCAUGCCGGGACUGAGGGACCAGGCAGCACUGUCAGCUCUGUGUCUAACCCUUCUGCUCCACCAGAUGCAGGUUUUUGGGCUGUCUGUAUGUGGACUGACAGACCAGGAUAAAGGAGACGGUGAAUCAGAAUCAAAGGCAACAUCUGGAGCAGGCCCUCUGCAAGUGGAGAUCAUCCCACCUUAUGUUGAGACUGAAGUCGGACAGCUCAAAAGAUUGUUGUGUAAAGUUGUUGGAAAUGCAGAUGACAUUGACUGGUUUUCUCCAAAUGGUGAGAAACUUCUAAGAAACCAUGAGAACCUCAAGGUGCGCAAACAUGGCAAGUCUAUGUCCUCUCUCAUGGUUCUCAAUGCCAAUUUGAACAACGCUGGGAUAUACACAUGUGUGGCCAGAAACAGAGACAAUAAAUCACAAGCAACAGCCAAUCUGGAAAUCCUUUUGAAUAGAAUUCGCAGAGAAACAGACAGGGAGGGACGAGGAAAAAGACAGAAGGAGCCAAAGCCCACAAAGAAACCUAAAGCUCCCAAGCCCACCAAGAAACCCAAAGGAAAGAAGAGUGGGAAGAAGAAAGGCAAGAAGAACAGAGAAGAAAUCACCACCAUCAUUACCACCACCACCACCACCACCACCACUGUAGCACCUACAACCACAUUACCCAUUGAGUAUGAUGAGGAGUUUUAUGAUCCUGAAUCAGAUCAGUACUGGGAUGAAGAUUUUCCUGCAGAUACAACAACUGCAGAACCCACAUACCCUCCAACAGAGAAAUCAACAACAUUUCCAAUAGAUUACCCAACUGAUUUUCCUCCUGAUACAGAUGAGUAUGCCCAACCAUAUCCUGACACAGAUGUUGACUAUUGGAAGGUGAAUGAGCCCACACCUACAACCCCUGUGAUUACUGGCCACAAUACUGAUGAUGAUUACUGGGAUGCAAAAUUAGAUGAGGUGACAGAAAAUCCGCCUUUCCCUGAUUAUAUAGAGAUCAGCACCACUGACCAUGCCUGGCAUUACAGUACCACGGAGGAGCCCACUGUCCCUCCACUUGAAAACAACUGGUAUGAAGAAUAUGAAUACGGAAAUGAAAAGAAACUGGAGGAGGAGAGGGAGAGAGAAAGAAAAGAGCAAGAAGAGAGCGAAAGAGAACUAUGGAGGCAAGAGGAAGAGGAGGAGAGAGAACGCAGGAUUCACAAACCUCCACCACGCGUGUACAAAGAGCCUAAAAUUUGUCCUCCUCUGGGUAUGGAGUCUCAUCGCAUAGACAAUGACCAGCUACUUACGUCCUCUAUUUCUCACCAUCGUUAUGGCCCACGUAGAGCUCGUCUGAAUAUUCAGGCGUCUGGUGAUGAAGAUGAUAUGAAUGGAGGGGCAUGGUGUGCUAACUCUGAAGAGACGGUCCACUGGAUUGAACUGGACGCACACACACUUACAGAGUUCACCGGUGUCAUCACCCAGGGUCGAGACGACCCCUUAGAGAGUGACUAUGUGUCUUCGUAUUAUGUGGCCUUUAGUAAUGACAGCAGAGAGUGGACUGUCCUUAAUGAUGGAUAUGCUGAAUGGUUGUUCUUUGGAAACUCAGAUAAAAGCACCCCAGUGUCGAAUCAGUUUAUGGAGCCUGUAGUGGCACGUUACAUUCGUAUAUUGCCACAGAGCUGGAACGGCACUAUGUGUAUGAGAAUGGAGGUUUUGGGCUGUCCAAUACCAGAUCCUCAGAGGCAAUACCAGAGUCAGAAUGAGGUGACGCCCCGAGAUGACCUGGACUACACCUAUCAUAGCUACCUUGACAUGGAGAAGCUCAUGAAAUCUGUAUCUGAUGAGUGUCCCAACAUCACCAGAUUCUACAGUCUGGGCAAGAGCUAUAAAGGUCUGGAGGUUUAUGCCAUGGAGAUUACUGAUAACCCUGGGAACCACGAAAAAGGUGAGCCAGAGUUCCGAUACACAGCAGGAUACCAUGGUAACGAGGCUCUGGGACGAGAGCUUCUGCUGAUGCUCAUGCAGUACCUGUGUAGAGAGUAUAAAGAUGGCAACCCUCGAGUUCGCCACCUGGUUGAUGAGACACGUAUUCAUCUUGUGCCAUCGGUCAAUCCUGAUGGCCAUAUGAGAGCUUUUGAAAAGGGCUCCGAGUUGGGCAGCUGGACAUUAGGGCACUGGACUGAAGAUGGCCAUGACAUCUUUCAGAACUUUCCAGACCUAAAUAACAUCUUCUGGGAUACAGAGGACAAAGGCAUGGUGCCCAAAUUGACUCCAAACCAUCACGUGCCUAUCCCUGAGGGUCAUCUGACAGUCAAUGGCUCAGUUGCUGUGGAGACUCUUGCCCUCAUCUCCUGGAUGGAAAACUAUCCAUUUGUACUAGGUGCCAACCUGCAGGGUGGCGAGAGACUGGUGACAUACCCCUUUGACAUGCGCCGCCUCACAAAGUCAUCUGAGGAGAGAGAGAAAAAACUCAACUCCAGAGCAAACAGACGCAAGAGGCAGUAUGAGGAGGAGGAGGAAGAAGAAGAACCCAACCCUUACCUUCACAUUGGGUACCAUCGGGAGAGCUAUAGCAGCCCCCAAGAAAACCAUGCAUACCAUCAAGAGAACUAUGGCUACCAUCAAGAAACUCAUGGGUACCGCCAUGAGAACCAAGGCUAUGAUGAAGAAAAUCAAGGGUAUCAUGAAGAGAGCCAAGGGUACCAUCAUGAGAACCAAGGGUACCACCAUGAAGGACACUCUGAAGGGUACCAUGAGGGCUAUCAAGAAGGAUACCCUGAGGGCUAUAGGGAGGGAUAUGGAGAGGGUGAACCAGAGGAGGAAAUCAGGGUGAUUGAGGACCAGUCUUUGUUCCGCUGGUUGGCCAUAUCUUACGCCUCCACUCAUCGCACCAUGUCUCAGGCCUACCAAGGAGGUUGCCAUACUGAUGACCCAACGGGUGGAAUGGGAAUUGUCAACCGUGCCAAGUGGAAGCCCAUCCCAGGAAGUAUGAAUGACUUCAGCUACCUUCACACCAACUGUUUUGAGCUGUCCAUUUUCCUGGGCUGUGAUAAGUACCCACAUCAGAGUGAGCUCUCGAGAGAGUGGGAGCAUAACAGAGAGGCCCUGCUGACCUUCAUGGCUCAGGUGCAUAGAGGAGUUAAAGGAGUUGUAAGGGAUAAAGAGGGCAACCCCAUUAUGAACGCCACAGUGUCUGUGGAGGGAGUCAAUCAUGAUGUCAGGACAGGCGAAUCUGGUGAUUACUGGCGACUUCUAAACCCUGGUGAGUACCGUAUAACGGCCCGAGCAGAAGGCUAUAAUCCCUUCACCCGUCUGUGUGUGGUCGGAUUUGACCCAGGUGCCACCCUGUGCAACUUUGACCUGGACAAGUCAAACUGGGACCGCAUCAAACAGAUCAUGGCUCUCCACGGCAACAGGCCCAUCCGGUUGCUGAGCAAUGGCAACAGGGGCGGUGGGCAGAACUAUCCAGUAAUAUCCAGAAAUAACCAAAUUCUUGAAGGAGUUCCGAGCAGCGCUCGUAUUAAUCGGUUACGGCACUUGAGACAAUAUCGAAAAAGGUUGCUGGCCCCCAAAACAACCCCGCCUACCACGACCAUAACUACAACCACAACCACCACGACUACGGUCCUGCCCACUACAGAGAGUACCACACCCUGGUAUGACUGGCCUCUUGAAACCCUCGAAGAGAACACAACCCCUCCAGAAGAGAUUGAGGUUACAGACACACUGGACUACAACUACAGCUACAAAAUAGACGAUUAUUAAAGAAAACUACAGAUAGUUUCACUCCUUUUGGACUAGUAUAGGCCAAAAUUGCCAUGCUUUCACCUUUCGGUUUGAUUGGUUUCAGAGACUCACUUUCUUUGUUCUUAAAUAUUUUCCAAGAACAUAUGGUGGUAAAUUAAUGAAUGUUGUGAUUAAAUAUCUUACAGCCAUCAACAACAAAGCCGCACAUGGAUCCAUUUUGCCGUUAUGAGUGAGUCCAAGGACUCGAACAGCUACGAGUAAAAUCUCCAAGUUGUCGUAAUUACAGUAAUUCCGAAACAUGAAGUGAGUGCAGCAUUUUGCUUUGUGGAUAACUUUUGCUGGAGUAGGCAUUUGUGACGUAAUUACACGUAAAAUUUUAAUUUCCGAACAUUAAAGUCAAUCUUGAUUCUCAUAAGCACUCAAUAUUCUUAUUGUAAAGAUUGUAAAGGUAGCAGCUUUCAAAAGCUUGCAAAACCUUAAGGCAGUAAGAAUCACUCUUAUGUUCUGAUGCUACACAUCUAAACGGAGAGAAGAGAAUGCUACAGUAUUUACAAAGAGGGGACUUAAUAUUUUUCUCACAGCCAGUGUUUGUUGAAGACAAUAUCACAAGGUAAAGCUCCACCAGGUUCAAUGGCCUGAGGUAAAGAAUUUUUUUUUUUUACAGUUAAUAAAGUCUUGUUUACAUAUUCA
This is a messenger RNA of Xyrauchen texanus (razorback sucker), 4485 nucleotides long. It is a transcript of the gene aebp1b, whose product is annotated as AE binding protein 1b. Bases 85 to 3813 code for a protein of 1242 amino acids. Gene Ontology annotation, biological process: proteolysis; negative regulation of transcription by RNA polymerase II. The transcript is spliced from 22 exons. Gene Ontology annotation, molecular function: zinc ion binding; DNA-binding transcription repressor activity, RNA polymerase II-specific; RNA polymerase II transcription regulatory region sequence-specific DNA binding. Lineage: Eukaryota; Metazoa; Chordata; Actinopteri; Cypriniformes; Catostomidae. The record is from RefSeq and is a predicted model, not a curated record.